GUGAAGUGUCAAGCGAAAACUUAUCGUGCCUUGUUCACGUUAAAAUUGUAGGAUGUCGUAAUUGCAACAUUUAAGUUCUUAUAUAUAUUUUAUUUUACUUUAAGCCACCAUAAAUUAUAUUUUAUCCACGUUUGUUUAGUUAAUGUUGUAUAGACACGCUUUUAUAUCUCUCAAAUACAAUUUAGAGGUUAAGUAAUGCUUGCUUAGUCUGUGGUCUAAGUUAUAAUCUUUAUUUUCAAAUUAGUUUGUAUAAACUAACUGAAUUUAUUACAUCAAUAACAAUUAUGGAAUUUUUUGUUGAACUAUAACGUAUUUCCAAUAUCAGAAGGAUGAUGAACUAUGCAAUCAAACCUAGAUCAAGGACUUUCUUUAAAAAUUUUAGAUUGUGGAUUUGUCUGAUCAUCAGUAGUAUGGUCAUUUUCACCUUGAUUUUGUUUAACAGACAAAAUGAUUUGGGAAUCAAAGUAUAUGAUUCUACAGUAAAAUUUCCUGAGAUUCUCAGGGCUGGGAAAUUCCUGACUGGAGAGAUUCUUGCAGCAGAUGAUACUAAAGUGAUAAAGCGGCUAGCAAGCAAUUUCUUAGUGCCUCCUCCUGAAGUAGGACCUAAAUUUAAGUACAACCUAGAAAAUCCCAAGCUUAAAGAUACUUCAAUGGGACAAGCUGAACAGAUUAGAAAAGUUCUAAACAAUAAGAGGAACGGGUUCUUCAUAGAGUGUGGUGCGCUGGAUGGUGAGACUCGCUCCAACACUCUCUACCUGGAGAGGUUCCUAGACUGGACAGGACUGCUGAUAGAGGCAGAUCCCCUCAACUUUAGCCAGAUACUCCACAUAAACUAA
Molecule: messenger RNA, 836 nt
Organism: Macrosteles quadrilineatus (aster leafhopper)
Lineage: Eukaryota; Metazoa; Arthropoda; Insecta; Hemiptera; Cicadellidae
Exons: 3
Coding region: 330-836 (168 amino acids)
Source: RefSeq, a predicted model, not a curated record